Molecule: messenger RNA, 1399 nt
Organism: Macadamia integrifolia
Lineage: Eukaryota; Viridiplantae; Streptophyta; Magnoliopsida; Proteales; Proteaceae
Product: wall-associated receptor kinase 5-like
Exons: 2
Coding region: 105-1109 (334 amino acids)
Biological process (GO): cell surface receptor signaling pathway; protein phosphorylation
Cellular component (GO): plasma membrane
Molecular function (GO): protein serine/threonine kinase activity; ATP binding
Source: RefSeq, a predicted model, not a curated record
CCGGCGCAGGCUUUCUAGUUCUACCUAUCUUUAUUUUGUUUUCAUUCUGGACAUAUAAGGGAAUACAACGAAAAAUAAAUUUCGAAAAUAAUGGAGGUAUUCUAAUGAGGCAACAAAUAGAUUUGAAUCAUGGGGACAAAAAAAGUUUCAAGCUUUUCACCAUAAAAGAGCUAGAGAAGGCAACCAAUAACUUCCGUGAAAAAAUCAGAGAAGGAGAGUUUGAUGAAGUUUUUAGGGGAGAGUUACGAUCUGGAAAGGCAGAAGUUGCUAUUAGGAGACCCAAAAAGAUGUACAAAGGCCAUAUCAUACGGUUUAUAGAUGAGGUUGAUAUUCUCUCUCAAAGCAAUCACGACCACGUAGUAAAGCUCGUGGGUUGCUGCCUUGAUUCUGUUGAUCCAAUCUUAGUUUAUGAGUUUUUCUCCAGGAGGACCCUCUUCGAUUAUAUCCAUGGAAAGAAUCAUGCAAAACCUCUUUCAUGGGAAGAUCGUUUAAGAAUUGCAACAGAAACGGCCAAAGGACUAGACUACUUGCACUCUUUUCAUCAUUCAUUAUCUAUCUUUUACAUGAAUAUCAAGUCUUCUACUAUACUUAUAGAUGAUGAAAAGAAGGCAAAAGUAUCUGAUUUUGGAGCUUCAGGAUUUUUUCCAGUUGGAAUGGAUGAAACUAAAAAAAAGACGUCAAAUAAUGAAUGGAAUUGUGGGUACUUAGACCCAGAAUAUUAUGAUACGGGUUUUAAACUUGUUUAUAGUUUUGGAGUUGUUCUAGCCGAGCUUUUAACUGGAGAAAAGCGAAUAAGUUCAUCAAAGGAAACCCUAGAAAAGUUUUUUAUAUCAUCAGUGGAAGAUGGGAGUCUUUUUGAUAAAAUCCGAAUUCAAAACGAUGGGAAAGAAGAACAGUUCAGGAAAAUUGCUGAGCUUGCAAUGAACUGCCUACAGGAGAAAAGAGAAGAUAGGCCAACAAUGAAGCAAGUUUUGGAGCAGCUUGAUUCUUUUAAAAAGCUGUUUGACCAACCAUUAUUCCAACAUUGUCAGAAGACUAAACAUCAUCGAGGUGAACCAUCCACAAGUUCUAUCACCGAUGCAGGGCUUGAAAUAGAUGUUGGUCGUUGAUUGUUUAACUGCUGAUAAUCUUUGCAAAAAUUAUAAGGUGAGAGGGAAGAAGGUUGCUUCUCAUUACAGCAAGCUGAACCGAUUGCAUUGAUGGAAGGGCUGAGGCAUGCUUAGUGAGUUAAGCAAUUCAAGGUUAUCCUAUACUUUGGAUGCUGGAGUAGUUGUGGUGCCUGUUUCUUAGUUUGUGGGAAUUUAGAAAUGUUGACUUAGGUUUUCUACAAUAGUUUUGUUUCUUUUGAAUCUGUCUUUAUUUUAUGGUGUGAUUAUCCAUGUGCGAGAGUUGAUGUCAA